GACUCCAGUUCCGCCUUUCGGCGUCUAACUUAACAGCAGAGGUCCGUUUCACGUAGCAGAUUUAAUGGAGACUCAAAGUCUGUUAACUCUGAAGUUAGGGAAACUCUGAGUUUUACGUUUCACAAAGGAGGGUCAGCUAAACCAGAGAGAGAGGGGUAACUCUAACCUGUUUCACAAAGAGAGGUAACUCAACCUUGCGGUAAGUUACCAUCGUAACAGACUCCGUGAACCUAACUUGGUCGGGACUGUUUUCCUCAGUAAACCCAUAGUUUCUCUCUGUCUCCGCCCUCUUUCAGCCACAAACUCCUUUUGAUUUCCGUCAGCCGGCGAGUUUUAAACAGCUGAUUUAAGUCAUCUUGGUCCAUUCGGCACAGUAGCUAUUCCAUUCUACGACCAUGGCGUGUCCUUUUCUUGCAGAUCCCAUUGAUCAAGGAGCAGCGAUCCUGCGCAGGGAAGUAAUUCGUCGAGAGAUCCUUAGACCGCGAAUCGACAUUUUAGCCCUCCCGAACAAUUUUCUUUUAGAGCGGUAUCGUUUUUCAUCUCAAUCUAUAAUUUAUAUUCACAACCUCAUCCGUCCACACAUUUCGAACAUCACCCGUCGCAGUCAUGCGCUCACAUCAGAGCAGAUAUUAUGUGUUGCGCUGCGUUAUUUCGCCAACGGGAGUUUUUUAUAUAACAUCGGAGAUGCGGAGCAUUUGAGCAAGGCAACCGUUUGGAGGGCGAUCCGAAAAGUCUGCCUCGCCCUGACACGGCUUUUGCCGACUUUUGUUGUCUUUCCUGGACACAAACCUGUCCGAGCCAUCAAGGAGGAGUUCCACAGGAUCGCAGGUAAAGGAUGUACAGAUCUGUUUCGUGGUAUUAACUGUAAAACAACACGUGUUGUGCCGUAGAAUGCACCCCUGCCGUAUAAUGCACCCCCUGCAUUUUCUUAAAGCGGAAGAAAGUGAUCGCAUAUUUUAAAACCUACGAGUAUUUAAUCGUGACAACUUUCGUUCUGUUUUUAUGUGUCUCAAAAAUGCCCAUACGGAGGUGUGCUUGGGUAUAUAAAUUAUACAGUAAGCUGUCAAGUUAGCGAACAUUAUAUUUUCGGGACAGCAAAUAUUCCGAAUCAGAGGGCUAUUUUUUCGGCUUGUCUGAAUAGCCUGAAUGAAAUUAUUAAAGGCAGAUGCUUAUGACUUCGUCCAAUGGUAAGGAAAACUUGCAUUAUUUUCGCCUUGUUAAGUACUUUCAACUGCGCUCCUGUCAGGGGUGCAUUCUACGACAGGGGUGCAUUCUACGGCACAACACCUGACAUGUCAUCUUUUUACGUCCUGUCCGGGUCUUUUUUUUUUAUUUUUAUAUAAAUUCCUGAAAAUGUCCUAUUUUGUCCUAAUUGUGGAAAUCAAAAUAUGGUCACCCUAUAUUGAUAUUGUGCUGUAACAUCAUACUGAGAUUAGUAACUUUAAUUUGUUUUAGGAUUCCCCAGUGUGAUUGGAUGCAUUGAUGGCACGCACAUCCCCAUCAAGGCUCCUUCAAAAAAUGAGGCAGAUUAUGUGAAUAGGAAGUCGACACAUAGCAUCAAUGUGCAGGUACAUAUACUGCUUCAACAUGUUAAACACCUCAUCAUAGUUCAACUAACAUCUGUCAUUCUCUGCACUGUCAAGAUCAUAUGUGAUGCUGCAUACAUCAUUACCAAUGUGGAGGCCAAGUGGCCUGGAUCAGUUCAUGACUCGAGGAUGUUCCGCGAGUCAAACCUGAGCGCCAGACUCCAACGUGGUGAGAAGCCUGAAGGUUUGCAGUAUAACUCUCUUGUCUCCCUCCUUUAAUACGCUUCUUGCAUCCACUCUAUAUUACAGGAGAGUUUGACGGCCUUCUGCUGGGUGACAGCGGUUAUCCAUGUCAAGCGAGGCUACUGACCCCAUACCCAGACCCUGAACCAGGCCCCCAACAGAACUUCAACCGGGCUCACUGCAGUACGAGAGCCCGGGUGGAGACGACCAUAGGCCUGCUCAAAGCCCGUUUCCAGUGCCUACGUCAACUCAGGGUGACCCCCGAGAGGGCCUGUGAUAUUAUAACGGCAUGUGUAGUUCUUCAUAAUAUUGCCACUAUUAGAGGAGAGCAACACCCCGCCCUACAAAUUGAGGAGCCAGAUGAUGACCCUGUCCACCUGCCAGCAAUCGAGGACGGCCAAGCAGUCAGAGACGCAAUCUGCCAUGAUCACUUUUGAAUGUUAAGCACCCCCACCACCAUCACCACCCCUAGAAAUAAAAAAAUAAAAAAACAUGAAGCGCA
Messenger RNA from Xyrichtys novacula (pearly razorfish), 2271 nucleotides. The record is from the annotation of a GenBank genome assembly. Lineage: Eukaryota; Metazoa; Chordata; Actinopteri; Labriformes; Labridae.